CAAUAGAAUAUAUAGAAGGCAAUAAUAAGGAUGUACUUUGCAAAAAAUGGAAGUUUUAAUUUCUUCCAUUAUGGCAACACUGAUAUCCACGCAACCCACGUGAUCUCUACAUAUAUAUAUCGAUCGGCGUUCGAUCGAAGUUAGUCGAAUCAACUCAGUAAUAAAAUCUAGUUACUGGCUUUCUGUGACAAACAAUUGGUAAAUGACGCGAGCCUCUCUCGUGACUGUGUUGAUGCUACUUUGCAUAGCACGGAAUAUCCGUUCCCAGAUUUACCAAAACAUGUCGAGUCUCGCUGGCGUGCAUUCUGUGGCGUACGUUACCGUGCCAGACGACGCAGUUGCAAAGAGAUUAGCACGAGGUCUAGUCGAAAACAAGCUCGCUGCCUGUGUUAACAUCAUCCCGCGACUCACGUCCAUAUACGAAUGGGAAGGAAAGAUACAAGAAGAGUCUGAACUUUUGCUGAUGAUAAAAACUAGGACGGAGAAAGUAAAUGCUCUAACAAAAUAUGUCAAAGAAAAUCAUCCAUAUACAAUUUGCGAAAUAAUCUCUUUGCCCAUACAAAAUGGAAACAGCGAUUAUCUGAAGUGGAUCAGCGAAGUGGUACCAUCGCUUGAUAAAACCGCUUAAAAUAAUUAAAAUAUAUAUAUUCAUAAUAAUGACUAUGUUUACACGACAUCUUUAAUCGGAUUUAAUAACAUCUGUAGUUUAUAAAAUUGACCAAUCAUAUCUAUUCUUGUGAAGAAUGGAAUGAUUGGCCAGUUUUAUAACUGCGGAUGUUAUUAAACCUGAUUAAAAAUGUGUCAUAUAAAGGUAGUCAAUAAUUCAUUGAUAAGAUUGAGAUUGGUAAAAACUUCCGAUAACCAACUCCCGAUUCAUUAUAAAACUCCGGUAAGAAUAAAAAAGAAACUAAUCAUAACAUGCAUGUAAUAAGAUAAUAUAUAGAAUGUAACACUUCUGUUAAUUAUUAUAUAUUACACAAACAGACAAGAAUUUUAAGAUCCAGAAACGACAGUAUAUAAUCCCCAAAAUUUUUGGCAUGCUAAAAUCAAAUCCGUAGCCCAAAUUGCUCCAUCAUGUCAGGUUUCCAAGAUAUUUUAAGCUAAAAGUGCUAAAAAGGCCUAUUUUGGGCACCUUUAGAUUUAAAUUUCUCGUAAACGUGAUAUGAUGGAGAAACAUGGGUCGAAUUCAGCAAAAAAAUUACGAAAAUCACUUAUAAUUAUAUAUAGAUCAGCUCAGUAAAAUAAAAAAAAAACAGAUAUAUUGUAGGAGAGUAUGUUCACCAGCCUCAAGGCACCUACAAAUGAUAUGGCCAAUGUAUAGGCUAACGUUAUACUAUUCCCUAAAUAUUGAUUACAUACUGUUGUUUCUGAGUAAAAAAAAAGAUGUUUUUUGGCCUGUGUUAUUAGACAUUCAUCAGUCUGCAGUUUUAUGCACAUAUAAUAUUGUGUACCUUCAUUACUUAUCAUGUACUUAUGUUAUAAAAUUUAAUUUUUA
Molecule: messenger RNA, 1495 nt
Organism: Atta colombica
Lineage: Eukaryota; Metazoa; Arthropoda; Insecta; Hymenoptera; Formicidae
Gene: CUTA
Product: protein CutA homolog
Exons: 6
Coding region: 203-628 (141 amino acids)
Biological process (GO): response to metal ion
Molecular function (GO): copper ion binding
Source: RefSeq, a predicted model, not a curated record